AUGACCAAGGAUGACGUGCCAUGGCGAACCCAGAAGAAGUCCUGGGAUUGCCGUGGAUGCGGUUUCCUCAACUACCACUUCAGGUCGCAGUGCCGCGAAUGUGGUGUCCGCGCACCUGCAGCCUUCCUCCACGCCCAAAAGAAGCAGGUGCAGCAGUCGCAGAGCGGCGGCAGUGGGCCCAAGCCAGGCCCCAACCGCUGGUUCCAGGGACCGCCGAAGCUCGGAGGCAAGGGCGGGGCGCCCCCCACCGUGCCCAGCGGGCUCACAGUCUCCCAGCUCGUGGAGUUGCUGCAGGCAAAGGGCGUGGCCAAGGGCAGCCAGCUUUCGGCAGAGCUGGAGUCGGUGCUCAAGAAGUCUGAGGAGGUGCAGCCUGUGGACUUGGGGUCGAAGAGCCUUCAGGACCUGCUGCAGCGUAAGCAACGGAAGAUCAAGCAGAUCGAGGGCUCUCAGGCCCGAGUGGAGGCAGCCAGACAGGACCAGCUGGCCAAGCAUCGCGGGAGCCUGGCGGAGCUGGAGUCUCACAUCAAGCAGGCCCAGGCACAGUGUGUAUUGCCUGAGGCCCCUGCGGAGGGCGCCGCCGCGGACCCUGCUCACGAGCUGGCCAUGCUGGACAUCAUGGAACUGCCUUCGCAAGUACGGGGGCAGGCCGCCGCCAAGCGGGAGGAGCUCGCGUCCAAGAUCCCCAAGGCCAUGGACGAGGAACCCCCUGCAGCGGGGGGUCCUACUGGGCCUGAUGGGGCUUCUGCUGGCGCUGGCGGCGCUGCAGCUGCUACCUCGCAGGCCCCUGGGACGCCGCAGUUUGAUCCAGGAGAUGAAGCGCUGCGCGAGGCUUUCGUCGCAGCGGGGUUCGAGGUCGGAUCGGAUGACGAUGGCAAGUUCAAGCGCCUGCUGGAGAGCACCAGGCCGCGGAGCUCGUGCUCCCUCGGCGCCGCGCUGCACCAGCGGAGUCUCGCCCGCUGUCGAGCGGAGGUCGAUUGCCGCGCCUGGAUCGGCAGGGCCCUCCUCGCCUACGAGGCCCAGCUCGAGGAGUUCGGCCAGGGGCCCCUCUUCGUCUGGCUUGCCGAGUUCGAUGUCCACCUGCGCUGGGACUUCGAGGCACCCACAGGCGAGCUGGCCACCGAGGGCUCGGGCGGGGUUCUGACAGCCGUUGCGUCGCACAUGGCUUUCGCAGGGCUAGGGUCGCGCCACACAGGGAUGAGAGACUAUGCCAGGGUCAAGGUCAUCAGAGGCAACAUGGCUUUCCCACGUGGGCUGCUAUUGGCCUCGGUCUACGGUUUUGCGGGCGCCAGGGACAAGUGCUUCACUGGGGAGAUGCUGGAGCAGCUUGGGGUCUUCCUGCGUCGCUCGCGGCCUCCGUGGGUGUUGGCGGGGGAUUUCAACCUGGCGACCGAUGACGUGAAGCUGCGCAAGUUGGUGGAGCUGCUGAAGGGGACGAUUGUGGCCCCGUCGGGGCCGACAUGCUUCUCGUCCAAAGAAGGGUCCACCAUUGACUACUUCGUGGUGAGUCAGGGCUUGGCCAACUUUGUCAGCGAUGUCAGGGCGAUCUACGGCGCGCCCUCGCCGUUCCCCACUGGCUUGCGGAUGGGGCCGCAUCGGGAGCCCGCGGAGCAUGUCUGGGCUUGGCCUGUCGGGGACCCAGAGGGCGCGCUGCUGGAGGAGGCUUGGUGCCAGUGGCUUGCCAACACGGAGCAGGAGCUCUGCAACCAGUUCGACCUAGCGGGAGCUGGGCAGAGAGGCCACGUAGGCAGGGCGGAAGGCUUUGGGCAGAAGCAGGUGCCGUUGUCCACGGCCAUGGAGAAGGCUGACAUGUCGGGGAACGGAGCACAGAUGAGAGCCUGGAGAGCACUCGACGCCUUCUUGUCCAGGUUCCGAGGCCUGCAGGCCCUGUUGGAUGAGCUGGACCACCUUGACCUCACGGAGCUCGCAGGGUCCGAGUCGGUCGGCGAGGCCCUCCACGAGCUACGUGCCACGGCGGAGGCGGGGGGUCAAGAACUGGAGAAGCUCGCGACCAAUGUACGCGCUGCAGCGCUAGAGGCGUCUAAGGGGGCGGCCAAGCAGCAGCUCCAGGAGUGGCGCGAGCGGGCGCAGGCCCUGCUGGCGCUGGCGCCGGAGAAGAAAGGGGUCUCGGUGGGUUUAAGGCUGCGCGCUUUCAGGCGAGCGGGGUGGGCGGUGAUCUCGGUCGACGAUGCCGGGGAGUUGUUGGCUGGAGCUUUCGGCCCUGUCCCCUGGGAGGUGGCCCCUCUCCAGCUCGCCAAAGACGGCGAUGACGAUGCGUUCCUCAUGUUCGGCCAGAUCGCUUUUGCCCCUGAGUGUGUUUGGACGGACUGCGCGGCGACCAUUCGGGCCUCGCAGUCAAGAGUUCGCUCCACGAGUGCCAGGUGCGCCCAGGCCCACAUGUGGUCUUCGGUGCACGCGGCCUUCGAGGGGGGCCUGCAGGUGCACAAAACUAAGGCCCAUUGCUCGGAGGCCGACGUCACCAGGGGACGCACCACAGCUUGGGAGCGCAAGGCUAACGCCAUUGCCGACGCACUGGCAAAAAGAGGAGCGGGCUUGCACCCGUCUGUUGAGCAGGCUGCCCGUGAGAUGGCUGGUCUUAAGCUUCUGGGGUGGGAGGUGGGCCAGUGGGCGGGGCGGCAGGGCGUUCUGAUGAAGGAGAGAGGUUGGGUUGACUCCGAGGGCCUGCCUGACAAGGGCCUCGUGGCUCGGUCCAGGCGUGAGGGCCCUCGUGAGCGCCCCAUGCCUCCCGUAAGUGUGCGGUUUGGUGCGGUGCUCUCUGCGGUGGCGGACGCUGGGCCCUGUGGCCCCGAGCUAGCCAUCCUCUUGGACCUGUUUCAGCACCAGACGCAGCAGCCGGGACUGCUGACGCUGCUGCGCCGCUUGGGGAAGAUGAUGACGCUCAUGGCGGUCUUCACCCUCGUCGACCUCGUGUUCAAGAUCUUGGACAUCUCGACGAACGAGCCGCCCAGGUCGUGGCACGUGCAGUGGAUUCUUGCCGAAGGCGUGCAGGACGCGCUGUUCGUGGUCGUCAUCGCCCUGACGAUGUUCAUCUUGGCCCCAUAUAGGAACAUGAAGGAGUACCUCUACACGGGCAACCUCUCGACAAACGAGACGGAAGCGGACGUCAUCGGCGCGGAGGCGCCCGCGGUCUGGGCGGACGAGGACGGCGACGGCAUCCUCGACGACGAUGACGCCAAGGACGACGGUGAGGGCUUUUGGACAAUGACCCGCCCAGACAGCCAAGGCAGGGGCGGCAGGGACGAGCCCCAGAGCGGCAGCCCCAAACCGCAGCCCAAGAUGACAGGCAACGCCGACCGCGACCUGCUGGGGUGA
Prorocentrum cordatum is the source of this 3330-nucleotide messenger RNA. Lineage: Eukaryota; Dinophyceae; Prorocentrales; Prorocentraceae. The record is from the annotation of a GenBank genome assembly.